Parastagonospora nodorum SN15 is the source of this 2049-nucleotide messenger RNA. RefSeq lists its product as hypothetical. Gene Ontology annotation, cellular component: trans-Golgi network. The coding region runs from base 121 to 2049 and encodes 642 amino acids. Gene Ontology annotation, molecular function: serine-type carboxypeptidase activity. Gene Ontology annotation, biological process: proteolysis; apoptotic process. The record is from RefSeq and is a predicted model, not a curated record. The transcript is spliced from 3 exons. Lineage: Eukaryota; Fungi; Ascomycota; Dothideomycetes; Pleosporales; Phaeosphaeriaceae.
CGCAGUGUAAUAAUUCUGGUUGUCCCAGUCGUUUGCUGUUCUUCUACCUCACUUCCAUGAGAUAGCCACUGCGCCCCGGCUCCUUUCCGGCUUUCUAUAUUCCGAAACCGCGGCAUCACCAUGCUGCUCACACAUACUUCGUCGCGAUGGCGGACAGCCGCUGUAUGCGCUCUGGCAGCCACCGCCUCGUGGCUACCAAGUGUCCAAGCAGCGGAGAAGACACAGGCGGACUACUUUGUGUCAAGUCUACCGGGCGCGCCGGAAGGGCCAUUGUUGAAGAUGCAUGCAGGCCACAUAGAAGUUGAUGCAGAGCAUAACAGCAACCUUUUCUUUUGGCACUACGAAAAUCGCCACAUUGCAGACCGACAACGGACGGUACUAUGGCUGAACGGAGGACCCGGUUGCUCGUCCAUGGACGGCGCCAUGAUGGAGAUCGGGCCCUACAGAGUGAAGCACGGUGGUCAUCUGGAGUACAACAACGGCUCGUGGGAUGAAUUCGCAAACAUGCUCUUCAUCGACCAACCGGUGGGCACGGGAUUCAGCUACGUGAACACGGACAGCUACCUCACCGAUCUGGACCAAAUGGCCGAGCACAUGAUGAUUUUCCUCGAGAAGUGGUUCAAGCUCUUCCCAGAGUACGAGAACGACGAUUUGUACAUUGCUGGUGAAUCCUACGCCGGCCAGCACAUCCCCUACAUCGCACGCGCCAUCUUGAACCGCAACAAGAACCAAAACACCGAUCCAAAGCCCUGGAACUUGAAGGGCCUCCUUAUCGGAAAUGGCUGGAUCUCACCCGCUGACCAGUACCUUGCGUACCUACCCUUUGCUUACCAGAACGGAAUGAUCCAAGCCGAUAGCGACAGCGCAAAGAGAGUCGAACAGCAACAGUCUAUCUGCAUACAGAAGCUGCAAGACGGCGGUCACGACAAAGUAGACACGAGCGAGUGCGAGCAGAUCAUGGUGGCAAUUCUGGAGGAGACCAAAGACCGAAAGGCCGACCGGAUGAACCAGUGCCUCAAUAUGUACGAUAUCCGACUCCGAGACGACUCCUCAUGCGGCAUGAACUGGCCCCCGGACCUCACUGACGUUACACCUUACCUCCGCCGUCCAGAUGUGAUCAAGGCUCUGCACAUCAACUCCGACAAGAAGACCGGAUGGUCCGAGUGCAACGGUGCCGUAUCCGGGCAUUUCCGUGCGAAGAACAGCGUGCCAACUGUCAAGUUUCUGCCUGAGUUGCUCACCGAGGUCCCGAUCCUUUUGUUCUCUGGUGACAAGGAUUUCAUCUGCAACCACGUAGGAACGGAAGCAAUGAUUGAGAACAUGAGCUGGAACGGCGGAAAGGGUUGGGAGGUUUCUCCUGGUGUGUGGGCGCCUAAGCAAGAUUGGACUUUCGAAGGUGAACCCGCUGGUACUUACCAGGAGGUCCGCAACCUCACCUACGUCGUCUUCUACAACUCCAGCCACAUGGUGCCUUUCGACUACCCCAAGCGAACUCGGGACAUGCUUGACCGCUUCAUGAACGUCGACAUUAGCGCAAUCGGUGGCGACCCUGCGGAUAGCCGCAUUGAUGGCGAGAAGGGCCCGCUCACGAGUGUGGGAGACCACCCGAACUCUACCAAAGCCGAGGAGGACAAGGCGCAACAACUCAAAGAAGCGGAAUGGAAGGCAUACUACCGCUCCGGCGAGGUUGUGCUUGUCAUCCUCAUCAUUGUUGCAUGUCUGUGGGGUGCAUUCCUCUGGCGCACUCGGCGUUCAACCAGCCUGUACAAAGGUGUCGAUGGCGAUGAGGGCCGAGAGUCUCUGCUCACAGGAAUGGGCCUCGACAACUUCCGCCGAGGGGCGCGGAGGCAUGAUGUUGAGGCAGCGGACUUUGACGAGAGGGAGCUCGACGACCUAGAUGAUGCGCCGAAGAAGCCUGCCAAUGGCUACUCGAAUGUAAAUAGCGAGAAGGAGAGGCAGCCCCAUAACGACUCCACGUUCAGUCUGGGGGCGGACAGCGAUGACGAGGCUGAGGGUAGCGAGCGAGGCCGGAGAAAGGAACACUCAUGA